GUAGCCUGACGCUGAAUGUUUUGUUGCAGUGGAAGUGCUUUCGAGGGCCAAUGGCAGAACGGGAAGCGGCACGGUCUAGGGGUGGAGACUCGCGGCCGAUGGCUCUACCGGGGCGAAUGGACGCAGGGCUUCAAAGGACGGUACGGAGUUCGCCAGUCCGCCACCUCCAACGCCAAGUAUGAGGGCACCUGGGCCAACGGCCUCCAGGACGGGUACGGCUCCGAGACCUAUGCUGACGGUGGCACUUACCAAGGACAAUGGCUGAGGGGAAUGAGGCACGGGUACGGAGUGAGGGCGAGUGCCCCAUUCGGCCUGGCGUCUCACUACCGACCCAACAAGACACUACGGGCUUCCCUGACCUCCCUCCGCAGCAACGAGGGCGGGGCCACGGCCGGGGCGGAAGCUGCCGCAGAGAGAGACCGCAGAGUCGAUGACUCCAGGGGUGGCUUCGUGCUCAAGGCCAGGAGUGACGAACCUCCUGUCCGCAGACGCUCCCUCGUCGAGAAGUCCAGCGGCAUCAAGAAGUCCAUCCUCUCUGGACUGAAGAUCCGGAAGCAGCGGAGUAGUACCGGAGACCUGGAGAAGCGAGGCACGUCUGGAGGCAGUAUCCGGAGCACGGGGUCAAGCGCGUCCUGGGUCAGCACUGAGUCUUCACACUCCGGGGUCACAAGCGGCUCCGUCCACACUGACUCCAACGCUAGCUUUGUAGUUGAGGAUGAGCACAUGGAUGCCAGUGUUACCGAGACUUAUAUGGGGGAGUGGAAAAAUGAUAAGAGAUCCGGUUUCGGUAUAAGUGAACGUUCGGAUGGACUCAGAUACGAGGGUGAAUGGUUCGGGAAUAAAAAGUAUGGGUACGGUGUAACAACGUUCAGAGAUGGCUCCAAGGAAGAAGGAAAAUACAAGAACAAUGUUUUGAUUACAUCUCAAAAGAAAAAACAUUUAUUUUUAAUUAGAUCAGCCAAGUUCCGUGAAAGGAUAGAUGCCGCCGUCAACGCAGCCCAACGUGCCUCCAAGAUAGCCCUGCAGAAAGCGGAUAUCGCCAUUUCAAGAACAGCGACGGCUCGUGGCAAAGCAGAGUUAGCCGACAUGGCAGCUGACCAAGCGAGGGAGGACUUUGAAAUAGCCAGAACGACAGCGAAGCAGUUUGCUCCGGACUUUACUCAACCAAGUUUGGACAAACUAAGGAGUAGAGAAAUUCCAAAGUAUCGGCCUCCACCAGAAGACACACAGCCAGCCAAGUCCAUCCUGCAUCAACAGAAACCACCUGCCUCGUCAUUAACAGAUUCGCAAGUCACUUCAUCUCCGAAGAACACUGCAGCUCCCUCCAAUCCGAACACAACAUCUCAGACACAGUACGAGUCACAGGCGCAGUACCAGGCGAAACCACAGUCCUCCUACCAGACCCAACAAUCCCUGCAGUCCCAACAAAGCACACAGUCACAAUACCUGUCGACGCAACACUACCCGAACACGUCACAACAACAAUCGAUCUCACAACCCCAACAAUACUCGAACCCGCCAGCCCAACAACAGUACCAAUCCCAACAACAGUAUCAGCAACAACAAUUCCAGCCCCAGAACCAACCGAACCCACCAUCACAAAUGAAUUACCAACCACAAUCCCAGAGUCAGUACCAGUCGCAGCUGAACCAACAGUCUUACUUGGGUCAAGACAAGCUACCUCAGGCCAUGGUCACACCCCCCACUCCCCUGCCAGAACCACACAAGAUGAAUCCUGACAGUUCAGAUUCUUCUCACCCUAGGAAUGAAAUCAGGCGGAAUUCAAGACAGGUCCAACAAGGGAAUGAAGCUCCUGGUUACAGCUUCCAACAGGCGAUGAGUGAUCACUUUGACCACUACAAGCGGCCGCCAAGCAGAGACAGCAGUGUCGACCGCUACACCAGGGCCGCCAGUAGAUUAGCAGGGUCCCGCCAACCAUCAGUGGACAAGCCGGUGGGCCCCGCCGCUACUGCCGAGGCACCCACCAUGGGAGACCGCACCCCCCGUGCUCCAUCCCUGGCCCGCUCCACCACCCCUCUGCCCCGUGCUCCCACACCCCUCGCCGGCAACGGUGCGGCGGUCGGUGCAGGCCAACCAGCCUACGUCGUGCCCAACACUCCCGCCAGCCCGCAGCCUCCUUUCGAGGACGUCAUUCUCAGAAAGAGAGGACUUGGACAAGACAUUGUGCCUUCACCUCUUGGCCAGCCUAAGCGUACUGAGUCACUUUACAUAGCAGCAGCGAGAAAAGAACCUCCACCACCUAAGACUAUGCCCGUAAACACAACACUUCAGCGCAAGAAGAGUUUGCCCGAUGUCCAAGUACUGCCCCGAGCUGCUGAGCCCAUGUCCCGUGAAGAGGCGUCAGUUUUGAGUUCUGCGAGAAGAGAGGAGCUACGUCGGAUGACUGAGGAAGCCGAGAAGCUUCGUGCCAACCCACUUUUAUACCUUGUUAGUCCGAAUGUCAAGGACUGGUUUUCAAGACAGCAACUGGUGAUGCUCGUCCUAUUUGUCAACAUCUCAUUAGCCAUCAUGUUCUUCAAACUGCUGACAUAGUAAAGAAUCUAGUGUCACGUCAGGACAGUGAUCCAUCUUCAGGUUUCUUCGGUGGCUAGAGACUGUAGCCAUCGGUCAUGAGACUGAACCGUUUGCCGCUCACCUCUGGAGCCAAAGACUAUUCCUCUAAGUUGAACUCGUCGGAAUGCGUUGCGUUGUUUGCGGUUGCGAGCCCAGUGAACGAAGCCGAGUCGGUUACGACCCAGUGAACCGAACAGAUAUGAAAUGGAUUUUUGAAGUUUUAUAUUAAACGCUAUAGUCAUGCAAGCACAAAUAUAUUCACUUUUAAGUGUUGGUAAUCCCCAGCAUCAUUUCUUCCACUUCUUGUCCGAUGGAGAUGUCCAAAGAGAUUGUGCCUAUUAAAAUAUAAAUUGUUAGGCUAUUGAUUUUUCAGGAAGAAUCUUUAUUGGAUUCGUUUCAAAACGGAGGAUUAAUUUCAGCCACGGUGGACCCUUCCUGAAUCCCUUUGCCAAAGAUUUGUUACUACCUGUUGUUGUGUUGUUACCGAAAAUAAUCGUUUUGUAUUAACUGUACAUUUUAUUAAGUUUGACUAAGAUUUUAACAAGAGGUCCUGAUACUCAGAGCUACGGGAUCAGUACACACAAGGCUGUCUAGGGAUCAGGCGAAAGCCAAAGAAAUUAUCGCUAUUUUACUCAGAUAUUUUAUAUAUUUCCUUGUAAAUAGUAUAUACAAUUUUUACAACACUCGGAAACCAAAUAAUUAAAUUUGUUGUAUCGAAUCUCUAUGCUUGUACAUAAUCUAGAUUAGGAUUAUUACUAUUGUUACGUUAAAAUGUUUUUCACUUCAGUAAACUAAGUGAAGGAAUCAGUGAUUUUGUUACGAAGGGAAUUUUUCCAUUGCCAUUUGUGUUCCCUUUCAGUUCCUCGGGGGUGUGGCAGUAGCUGCAGUGUGCCUUGUACUUGUGGGAAUAGAGAGGUCGAGUUAAAUCAGGGGUAGCCUCCAAAUUCCGAAUAAAUCAUUUUUCUUAAGAGUUACCACUGUUCUUUAGAAUAGCUCCUUGCUUAGUUUUGAAGUGAAAAUUUAUCUAUAUGUUCAUCAUGUUGCCAAUAAAUUACAUUUUUGGAAAAA
Homalodisca vitripennis (glassy-winged sharpshooter) is the source of this 3642-nucleotide messenger RNA. RefSeq names its product junctophilin-1. The record is from RefSeq and is a predicted model, not a curated record. Bases 16 to 2553 code for a protein of 845 amino acids. Lineage: Eukaryota; Metazoa; Arthropoda; Insecta; Hemiptera; Cicadellidae. The transcript is spliced from 9 exons. Gene Ontology annotation, cellular component: junctional membrane complex; plasma membrane; endoplasmic reticulum membrane.